UCAUCGGAGAGAUGGUGGUGGUGCUCCUCGACAGAGAGGUGGGCUCAGACAAAGAAAGAGGUGGUGGUGCUCCUCGACAGAGAGGUGGUCUUCAGAGAAAUGUAGGCAGAAGACAACGCACCAUCAUCUCUAAUGAAGUCCGGGCCAUCAUUGUUGACCAUGUGGUUAACAGAGGCUUUACCAUGGCUGAGGCUGCCAGGUUGGUACAGCCUAAUUUACAAAGGUCAACUGUCAGCUCUAUCAUCCAAACUUUUUGCCAAGAAAACCGAAUUAACAGGAGACAACCUGGUGGUGGUCGCCCACGUGUUUUGACUGACCAGCAGGAGUUGGCUGUGGUGGAAAUGGUCAGGGCAAGGAAUGACAUACGGCUGUCUGAAAUCAAACAGGCUAUUGAGAACAGCAAUGACACCUUUGCCAAUGUGCCAUCAAUUAGCCUUCCAACAAUUGCCCGGCUUUUGAAGAAGCACCAGGUUUCCAUGAAACAAAUUUACUUGGUUCCUUUUGAGAGGAACAAUGUCCAGGUGAAACAACUGCGUUCAGAAUAUAUUCAGAGGGUGAUGGAGCUGGACGCUGCUGUGAAUCAUCACAAGUAUAUUUUCGUUGAUGAGGCCGGUUUCAAUCUGGCAAAAACUAGACGCAGAGGACGUAACCUUAUUGGACAAAGGGCUACCAUCCAAGUCCCUGGACAACGUGGGGGAAACAUCUCAAUGUGUGCAGCUAUAUCUGAAGAUGGUGUGGUAGGCUGUAGACCAGUUCUAGGGUCAUACAACACUGAACACCUGAUAGUUAGGUUUUGUUUUUUUGUUUUUUUAAAUGAACUGGAGCAGGCCUGUCAGGGAGAAGACAUCAUCUAUGUUGUUGUGUGGGACAAUGUCAGCUUCCACCAUGCACAGUUGGUUCAGGAAUGGUUUCAAACACAUCCUCGCUUCAUGACCCUCUAUCUUCCACCAUAUUCCCCUUUCCUCAACCCAAUUGAGGAAUUCUUCUCUACAUGGAGGUGGAAGGUGUAUGAUCGCCAUCCCCAUGAGCAUGUCUCCCUUCUUCAAGCCAUGUGUGAAGCUUGUGGUGAUAUAACUGCUGAGCAAUGUCAAGCCUGGAUUCGUCAUGCCAGGAGAUUUUUCCCACGGUGCCUGAACAACGAAGACAUCCACUGUGAUGUUGAUGAAAAUUUAUGGCCCAAUGUUAAUGACCGGCUUGAUUAAUUGUGUAAAAGUGAUAAGAAUAAAAUAACAUAAAAAUAUAUUUUGCUUAUGUAAAUGACUUGUU
This is a messenger RNA of Oreochromis niloticus (Nile tilapia), 1266 nucleotides long. RefSeq lists its product as uncharacterized. Gene Ontology annotation, molecular function: nucleic acid binding. Lineage: Eukaryota; Metazoa; Chordata; Actinopteri; Cichliformes; Cichlidae. The transcript has 3 exons. The record is from RefSeq and is a predicted model, not a curated record. The coding region runs from base 12 to 1202 and encodes 396 amino acids.